AACAACACAUAUUCUUUGAGUGAUUCCGGCCUCUGGGAUUGAAACCACGAUCAGGCAUCGACAUCAGGGCUUUUAGUCGGUUAUAUCGAUUUCACUACUUCGUCUGGAAUAUAUAGUUGAUCGAUCUCUGUUUAGGAAAUGGCCAAAUUAAAUUUUUGGCGUAAAGGGUCCAUCAAUUUCAUUCUUUUAAAAAGGAGCAUCCACUCGUGUGUUUACGAUACCAUAGUACAUCGAAGUCCACCCCUUUAUGCCUGACGGAUUCCUGUUUCGUUUAUGUCCACAGUCAACUACAUAACUUGUGUUCCUGCAAAGAAACACCAAAAUUAAUAAGAACUUCUGAGCCAUCAAUUGAGAACCUGUCUCUCGUUCUGUCGGAAGAAUGUUAUACAAGAAUGAAUUCCAGUUUAAUUCCCUCCAUUUGUUAUUUAAUUUGAAUGAGAACAUUCUCCGUAUUUUCCUAUGGAGUCUCAACCAACUUCUCGGACUUUUUGUCUUGACCACUCCAGAAAUGGACAGUAUAUUUACCAUUCUUUUAAACAUGACUCUUGUCUUGCCCUGUUUAAUUCUCCUUUUUGUUACUCUACCAUUCGGUAUUGUUGGAUUUUUCAUACGCUGUGCCUUGCACCAAUUCAGGAAACCCUAUGUGUAUAGCUACCGAAAACCAAUGUUUCUAGACAUCAGCAGGGUACCCUGUACAGUGGCUAUCGCCACGUCCAAUGUCUGCCUCCUGCCAGAGUUUCUUUCUCGCUACAAUAAUUUACUGGACGGUGAUCGAAGAGCUCGGUUAAUUGGCGAGAGGAUAGUUGACGACGAAUGUCUGAACCUCAAAAGAAAUAACGACGUUAGUGAAGGCCACAACACUAGACUUAACUGUGAUAAUCGCACCUUACAUUCUUCAUGCAACGGUCCGGAAACUGCUACACACAAUAAUCUGAAUUCUAACUUUUCGUCUUAUCACAAAGACAGCAACCAUAUCCACAUGAGAAACUUGAAUGAUUCCAAAGCCUUCAACAAAGAGAUCCUGGCACAAUUUCCCCAACUUGAUUUUGUCUGUUUCCAAGAAACAUGGAAUCGAGACUUGGCCAAAAAACUCCUCCAUAAAAUCCAUCCUGUUUUUCCGUACAUAAUUUACGAUGUAGGUGUGAUGAACAUGUCCAGCAACAGAUUCCUACUCAACAGCGGACUGAUGGUUGCCAGCAAAUACCCCGUCGAAGAUGUUGAAUUCAAAUGGUUUAAGCAAUCAACUUUGGCCUGCCGCUUCAGUGGAAAAGGUUUACUUAUGGUCAAGAUAGUUCUUGGAGAAGAGAAGACCGGUAAAAGGGCAGUUGGCUAUGUUUAUAACACACAUCUACAGGCUUAUGAAGGUGAAGAGAAAAUUUUAGACAAACAACUCAACGAUAUUGUUGAUUGGACCACUGAUUUUAAAAAGAGCACCUAUCGAGAAAAUGACGAUGUCAAAUUUGACUUUCUUUGUGGAGAUUUCAACUUCGAUAAUUUAUCACCAGGUGAAGCCCACCUUCAGAAUCACCCCAUUUACAACAUUUAUGAAGAUCCUGGUCGUGUAUGUGAUGGCGUUGACAGUCCCUGGGUUGUUGGUACAGAACUACGUCCACUUCUGUUGUGGGACAAAGCCAUAUCCACACCAGAAGGUCUGAGAAUAGUACUGCAGGAUCCAGAUUUACGCCACCAAUUUAUCAACGAUGCCAAUAUUAAAAAAAAGACAAUAUCGGAACUCUGCCACACGCUUCCACAGCUGGAUGAGAAUGGUAAAAUGAAAUUAAGAUGUGAAAUUGCUGGCAAAAGAAGAAUUGAUCGCAUCUUUUACAGAAAAGAAAGUCCCGUUAAAAUGAAAGCAUACAACUUCAUCAGUCGGUUGGCGUCUCUCACAGAUCACAUUCCCGUUGCAAUGACAGUCCAAAUUUCGACCAAUUCAUCUUGAUUCCUCUAUAGAACAAGCCUCCUUUAUUUUCUGAGGACUUCAUAUAUUUAUUUUAUUUAUUUGGUUUUGAUAUUUUAUAUGUAUAUACAUAUAUAUAUAUAUAU
Octopus sinensis (East Asian common octopus) is the source of this 2043-nucleotide messenger RNA. RefSeq names its product sphingomyelin phosphodiesterase 3-like. Lineage: Eukaryota; Metazoa; Mollusca; Cephalopoda; Octopoda; Octopodidae. Bases 380 to 1939 code for a protein of 519 amino acids. Gene Ontology annotation, cellular component: cytoplasm. The transcript is spliced from 8 exons. Gene Ontology annotation, molecular function: sphingomyelin phosphodiesterase activity. The record is from RefSeq and is a predicted model, not a curated record.